AUGGAUGAUUCUGGGAUCAUCCGAAGACGAAGAAUGCAGAAGGAUCUGCCUCUGCCCCGAAAAAGUAGCAGUUGCAGAACCAGUAACCGGAAAAGCCUCAUCCUGACCAGUACAUCCCCCACCCUACCACGGCCACACUCUCCGCUGCCGGGACACAUAGGAAGCAGUCCGCUGGACAGCCCGCGCAACUUCUCACCAAGCGGACCUGCCCACUUUUCCUUCGCCUCUUCUCGAAGGGCUGAUGGACGUAGAUGGUCCUUGGCUUCUCUGCCUUCCUCAGGAUAUGGCACCAAUACACCCAGUUCAACGUCAUCCAGCUCAUCCCAGGAGCGUCUCCACCAGCUGCCCUUCCAGCCGACCAUGGACGAGUUGCACUUCCUGUCCAACCACUUUGGCAGCACAGAGAGCAUCACGGACGAUGAUGGGGGCCGACGCUCGCCACAUGUCCGGCCUCGCUCACGGAGUCUCAGCCCGGGGCGCUCUCCAUCCUGCUAUGACAAUGAAAUAGUGAUGAUGAACCAUGUCUACAAGGAGCGCUUCCCCAAGGCCACAGCUCAGAUGGAGGAGAGGCUGGCAGAGUUCAUUCACAGCUACUCCCCAGAGAAUGUUCUGCCACUGGCCGACGGGGUCCUCAGCUUCAUUCACCACCAGAUAGCUGAGCUGUCCAGAGACUGCCUGGCCAAAUCACGCGAGGGCCUCAUUACCAGCGUCUACUUCUGUGAACUGCAGGAGAACCUGGAGAAGCUGCUGCAUGAUGCUUACGAGCGCUCAGAGAGCUCAGAGGUCACCUUUGUCAUUGAGCUGGUCAAAAAGCUCUUCAUCAUCAUAUCUCGUCCCGCCAGGCUCCUCGAGUGUUUGGAGUUCAACCCAGAAGAGUUUUACCAUUUGCUGGAGGCAGCCGAGGAUCACGCCAAGGAGGGACAACUGAUGAAGGCAGACAUCCCUCGAUAUAUCAUCAGCCAACUGGGGCUGACCAGAGACCCACUGGAAGAAAUCGUGAGUCUUGACAGCUAUGACAGUGAGGGUCCACAUACUCCAGAGACUGAUGACUCAGCAGAGGGAAAAGGGAGAGCCAUCAAACCACCGAGUGAAGAAGAUUUUCAGAGCAUCAAACUGAUCAGUAAUGGAGCUUAUGGUGCUGUCUACCUGGUGCGGCACAGGGAGACACGUCAGCGUUUUGCCAUGAAAAAGAUCAACAAGCAGAAUCUGAUCCUGAGGAACCAGAUCCAGCAAGCGUUCGUAGAGCGAGACAUCCUCACCUUCGCAGAGAACCCCUUUGUCGUCUCCAUGUUCUGCUCCUUUGAAACACGGCGACACCUCUGCAUGGUCAUGGAAUAUGUUGAGGGUGGUGACUGUGCCACUUUGUUGAAGAACAUUGGGGCUCUGCCUGUCGAGCUGGCAAGGAUGUACUUUGCUGAGACUGUUUUAGCCCUGGAGUAUCUGCACAACUAUGGUAUCGUCCAUAGAGACCUUAAACCUGACAAUCUCCUGAUCACCUCCAUGGGUCACAUCAAGCUCACAGACUUUGGCUUGUCGAAGAUGGGCCUGAUGAGCCUCACCACCAACCUUUAUGAGGGACAUAUUGAGAAAGACGCCAGAGAAUUCUUGGACAAACAGGUAUGUGGUACUCCAGAGUACAUCGCUCCAGAGGUGAUUCUCCGUCAGGGCUAUGGUAAGCCAGUGGAUUGGUGGGCCAUGGGCAUCAUCCUCUAUGAGUUCCUGGUGGGUUGUGUGCCCUUCUUUGGAGACACUCCUGAGGAGCUGUUUGGACAAGUCAUAACAGAUGAUAUAGUUUGGCCUGACGGGGAUGACGCCUUGCCUGCAGAUGCCCAGGCCCUCAUAUCUGCUCUGCUGCAGACAAACCCCCUAGUGAGGUUGGGUACAGGUGGAGCGUUUGAGGUGAAGCAGCACUCGUUCUUCACCGAGCUGGACUGGAACAGUUUGCUGAGACAGAAGGCAGAGUUCAUCCCUCACCUGGAGUCAGAGGAGGACACCAGUUACUUUGACACCCGUUCGGAUCGUUAUCACCACAUCAAUACGUACGAUGAGGAUGACACCAAUGACGACGAGCCAGUGGAGAUCAGACAGUUUUCUUCCUGCUCUCCUCGUUUCAGCAAGGUGUACAGCAGCAUGGAGCAUCUUUCUCAGCUGGAGCAGAAAGCUACGACCUCUGUGUCCCGUCGGGAGCACAAGGGCCCACGGGAUGACAAGGUGACCAAGAGAGAGAGCCUAGGCAGCUUCAGCAUGAGGGACAAGAGCUGGAGGACCGGUUCGCCUGAGAUGAAGCGCCUGUCUUGUUCAGAGUCCCUCUACAUGGAAGGAGACGCGAGCCCUCCCCUUGGUGCUCGGCGACGCUUCUCUGCACUGAUGGAUACACAUCGUUUUGCCUCACCCAUUGAGGGCGAGACAGACUUCCUGUCCCGCCAGGCUCCCAUCAAGGUCCGUGGAACCUCACUGGAUGGGACCAGUGCCCCCUCACCAAGCCUCCUGGAGCAGAGGACCAGUCUGAGAGAGAUCAAUGGAGCAGACAGGCCCCCUAGACCUGGAGAGACACCAGGCAUUACCACGGCCAUCACCACAUUAUCUCCAGGUCCUGCAGCUGCCAGUCGUGACGUGAUGACCCCUCUGUAUGACCCUCUCGGGCCCCGGGCCACCAACGACCUGGUCCUACGCAGGGCACGCCACCAGCAUUUGUCUGGUGAUGGAGAGAAACGCACCUCCAGACCUGGCAAUAAGGUCAUCAAGUCAGCCUCUGCCACAGCCCUGUCCGUCAUCAUACCAUCAGUGGAGCAGCAUGGCGGCUUCUCUCCUCUGGCCAGCCCCAUGUCUCCCCACUCGUUCUCUUCCAACCCCUCAUCCCGAGACUCUUCACCCAGCAGAGACUUCUGCCCAGCAGUCAGUGUGCUGCGCUCCCCCAUCACCAUCCAUCGCUCUGGAAAGAAGUACGGUUUCACCCUCAGGGCCAUCAGGGUCUACAUUGGAGACAGUGACAUCUAUAGCGUGCAUCAUAUUGUUUGGCAUGUGGAAGACGGCGGCCCUGCCCAGGAAGCUGGCCUGUGCGCUGGUGACCUCAUCACUCAUGUCAACGGGGAACCUGUUCAUGGACUGGUUCACACUGAAGUGGUAGAGCUUAUCCUCAAGAGUGGUAACAAGGUGACAGUGACAACUACACCUUUUGAGAACACCUCCAUUAAAGUGGGUCCUGCCCGGAAGGCCAGCUACAAGUGUAAGAUGGCCCGACGAAACAAGAGGACAAUGGGAAAGGACAGCCAGGAAAGUAAAAAGCGUAGCUCCUUGUUUCGUAAGAUCACGAAACAGUCCAAUCUGCUCCACACCAGCCGCAGCCUGUCCUCUUUGAAUCGUUCUCUGUCCUCCAGUGAGAGUCUUCCUGGCUCCCCAACUCACAGCCUUUCAGCCCGGUCCCCGACUCAGGGCUACCGCUCCACGCCUGAGCCCUCAUACCUGGGUGCCUCCUCCCAGAGCAGUUCUCCUGCCUCCAGCACUCCAAAUUCACCUGCUCCAUCACAGCACAUGAGGCCCAGCUCCCUGCACGGUCUCUCACCCAAACUCCACCGCCAGUAUCGCUCUGCCCGUUGUAAAUCCGCUGGUAACAUCCCCCUGUCCCCACUGGCCCACACACCCUCCCCUACCCAGUCUUCUCCUCCACCCUUGCCAGGCCACACUGUAGGGAGCUCCAACACCACCCAGUCCUUCCCUGCCAAGCUCCACUCAUCGCCGCCGGUGGUCCGUCCCAGGCCCAAGAGUGCAGAGCCCCCUCGAUCUCCUCUUCUCAAACGGGUGCAGUCAGCAGAGAAGCUGGGCUCACCUCUCACCCAGUCCAGCUCUACAGGAGGUCUGGGGGGUCCGCUGAGGAAGCACAGCCUGGAGGUGCAGCACUCCGAGUACCGCAAGGAUGCCUUUCUCUGUGAGCUCGGGCUCCAGAGCCUUUUGGAAACAGAAGGGGAAAAUUUGCCCCCUAAUCCUCCACCUUUGCCCUCGUCCUCAACUACCCCAGAGACGGGUGUGUUAAAGCCUGUGAGGAGACUAGGGAGGCAGGAGUCACCACUUAGCAGGGAAACACUACUGGCUGGGAGGGAGAGGGAAGAGAGGGAGAGAGGAAGGGAGAGGGAGAAAGAGAGGGAGACAGAGACCGGGACAAGUCGAAUUGGAGCAGCAGCAUCCCAGUCAUCCUUAACGAGAAAACCUCAUACAAGUGAGCUGGCCUUGAGCUCACAAAGCUCCAAAAGUGCAGAAAGCACUAAAGCAACAGCUCCUAGCACCCCUACCAAAACAACAGGAAGUCUAGUUGGUCAGAAGGCACCUGAAAAGAUCCAUCAGGGUCAGGCAGACUUAACUCCAAAACAUUUAGACCACAAGGCAGCCAAAAGUGUGUUAUCUAAUAGUAAAGAUCCCCUGGAGCAGCCGCUGGGGGGUAGAAGUGAACCAAAGCUGGAAGGAAACAACAAGAGUGUUCCCAGUAGGCCUGGUUUACCUGCUGCUGCCUUCACUAAGAGCACUGCUUCUACUCCAGAUAAAUCCAUCGGCAUCAACGCCACAGUGACAGCAGGUCCUCUGAGCAUGAACAAAACCUUUAAACCAUCAGGUAUGGGUGACAGCCUGAGAAAGGCUGGAGCUGAGAGCGGUGACUCGAGGACUCCAGACCUGGGCUCCAAAAGCCCCAAACUUCCAGCUCGAGUCCUUGCUCCUGUCGUUCCCCCACACGGGCAGCCUCUUUCGCUGGGCAAGGUGAGGCAAGGGCUCGGAGCUGUCAACUGUUACAGGGGAACCCUUGAUUGGGAGGAUAAAUGUCGCCUGGAGGUUGUGGAGGAGCAUUCGCCUUCCCCUUCUCCCUCCCCUACCGCUGUCACCCCCUCCCUCUGCGGGCCUUCCCUCUGUAAGUCGCGGCCUGUCUCCCCUGGCGACAAGACGAGCUUCGUCAGCCAGCUGACCACUGUGGCCAAAAACGUCCUCGGGCCAAUAAAGCUUGGCUCCCAGGAGGGGGCCAAGAGCAAAGACCAGCAGACUAAGGCAGCAGAGGAGAAGCAGGGAGGCACACCGGGAAAGUCUGACACUCCCGCUGGAGGUCGAGUGGUUGUUGGGGCUGCAGUGGUGACCCAGAGUCCAGCUGGCUCACCACUAGAGAAAGCUGCAACAGGGAGCAGCCUGCCGAAAAUGUGACCCCAUGGGGUCCCUAAGUGGGACUUUAGUUUAAAAGAAAAAAAAAAGAAGCCUUUUUUUCAACAGAAGUCAAGCACUUAAAAACAAUGUACAUUCCAGUUUCAGAGUAUAUAAAAUGUUAUUUAUUGAUUCCAAUCAUUGACUGAUUCUAACUGAAAACCAGGAGAAGAAAAUCUACUGAUAAGGUGCAUUAACUAUUGAUUUUCUAUUAUGAAUUAUUUAAUAAGAAGACUCUUAAUGUAAUGUGGAACACUUUAUCAGAUGUAUAUGUGUGUGAGUCUAUGUGAACGCAUGUCAUAUGAUAUGUACUGUACAUGUGUAAUAAGUACAAGAGGUCAAAAAGUGCUUUACCGAUCAAAACAUGCUGAAUACUGUGAAUACCAAAUCCAGUCACUCUAUUUUGUCAUUCAACCAGCCCUUUCUUCUUUUACUGCUUAUCAAUCAAGACAAUGAAACAGGGGGGUGAACUGAGGCACAGUUGAAUUGUCAUACUUUCUUCAAACAACACAAAUGACACGCAGCAUCAGUUCAGCUACAACGUGCGAGCAACACGAUGAUUAUGCUCAUUUCUCCUUCAUGCAGCAGUUUGCUUUCUCUGAGCUGCACAGUCAGACAAAGCCAAAGUAGGCACUGUCAGUGGAUGUCACAUCAAGCAUUGUCCAGUUCUGACUGUCACAGGGGAUUGUGUGUGUGUGUGUUUAUGUGUGUGUGUGUAUGUGUGUGUGCAUUUGUGUGUGUGAAACCACCUUGGGUCUAUUUCUGGUGGUUCUUGAAGGCCGUGUCCUGCUGCAGAGGAAAGCGAGGGUGACAGAGCUCAGGCUCAGCGCUUAUCUCCACUUCGCAGGAGGGCUACCACAGCCCUUUUCUCCCCUCAGCCUCUGACUAUCAGACGACAGCCUGCACAAAUACAUGCACAAACACGUACACACAUUGCCACAGGAGGCAGCAGUGGCAGCAGCUGAUUUUCAUGCGUUUAAAUCCAUCCCCAUGUGGUCCAUGAAUUGGGACAUGGGUGUGUUUGCGAGUGAGUGAGUUAAGAAAUGUGUGAAGAUGUGUGUGUGGCUUUUCUAGGAUUAAUAACACUCAGCACGGUUGACUCAGCAAGGGUCAUGACCGAAAACCAACCUGGACAUAAACAGACAACGGUGAGGGUCCUGUGACGGUCACAGGUUUUUUACUGACAGAAGGAAAAUCACCUACUACUUGUUGAACAAAUCACACUGGCACAGUGAAGAUGUAUUCUUUGAAUAUAGUAUGUAAAGGUGUACGAAAAUAUUAUAAGCACAUAUUCAGUGAACUCAUUUGUUGUUUUCAGCCAGAACAGGAAAAGCAGGCAGUCGUGGAUGUAGCAUAGCGUCAUUUAUUUGUUAAAGGGCUCAAUAGCUAAGGUAGGGUUUAUGGAUAUGGGCAUGGUAUAUCAUAAUGAACCUGUUACUGUAAAAACAAGGUGAUCUACAGUAUAAUCAAAAUGACUGUGUAGUUAGGUACUACAAGCUAGGUAGUCAAGAUUGAUUAAUGUAAUGCUCACAUUUUGCUAUGUAACGUACUGAUAGUGGUGUUUGAAUCAAUCAGCAGGAGUUCAGAGAAGAGUUAAAAUGUCCACAGGACAGACACAACUUGUGUUCCUCUCCCACUGGUCUUAUUCAUCUCCUUAUUGUUCAUAUCUCAGUAACUAUCCAGUGUACGUAAUCUUAUGCAACUCAUUUACAGCAGCGUAGGAGGACUGCUGUCAACUACACAGCUUUUUAAAUUUCACUUUCUGCCAGUGACUUCAUUGAAUUUUUGAUUCCACCAAUUCAGCCCAGAACAGCACAUGUAAACUUCACAACAAGGCAGAAGUUCAAAGACUCAAAUGUGUUUUCUGGUUCAAACUUUAGUUUCAAACUAAUCUGAAAAACAGUUUCAACUCACUAAAUGGUCAAGUUUGUUCUUCAACUUUUUCUCACAGCUGUUUUAGACUGAGUUAGUAAGUGUACAGUUGUGGUUGCUCGUUGUUUUACAUGGCAGCAUUGUCUUGGUUUUAUCUGUUUGGAAAACCAAAACAAUGAGCCAGAUGUGGCUAAAAAACUAUGUAGAGAUGAAAUUUUGUAUGACCUGUAUGACCUCUUUACAUAACCACUCAUUAAUAUAAACAUCAUUGCUACAUGCAUUUUCAUUUUGAUGCAAUAUAAACUGAUUUUAAUUGGUUUAAAUUUAUGAUACACAACCCCAGUGAAAAGCCGCCUGCGAUACAUGUAUUAACCAGUGAGUUGUUUUUUUUUUUUUUUUGGCAUGGUACUCUACUGCCCUCCAGUGGUUCACAAUGUCCAAAAACAUGUUUUUGUAAAAAAAAACAGAUUAAAAAUCCUUUGGAGUGAGAGUUUCUGUACUGAAGCCAGGACCACUGAUUUACUGCGAAAUGGAUGUUAUUAGCCAUAGGGUUACUGAAUAUGCAUUUUAUGUUUCUAAUGACAGAAUAUUUGCAGUAAUUAUCAGAUGAACACUUGAAUCAUGAAUUUAUUCAUUUACCAUUGUUCGUGUUCUUCACAUGACUGCUAAUCAUAUCUUCUGGAAUAGGGAUAAACAUUUUUAAAUAUACUGUCUUAUAUAUUCUACUGGUAGGAAGAAGUUCUUUUAUAUCUUGAUGUAACGAAGGAGUCAUCAGGUCAUCUCUGAUCACCUGAUUAAGAAAACUAACUGUAAUGUAAUCUUAUACAGCUAUUAUGCCCACUUUCAGGCCUUUUCCCAAUCAAUGGUGUCUAUACUAGUGUUACAUGUUUGAGAAUUUCCUUUUUCUUUUUGUGAUUGACAGAGAGAGUAGUAUAAAUGCACUUUAUUUGAGGAAAACUUCAUUUGCUGGUAUAGUUUGUAAGUUACUUUGAAAGAAAAGUAAGUAUAUUGUAUACAAAUAUGAAUUCUACAAAUGAACACAAAAGUCCAAGUAUAAAAACAUUCCACAUUUCUCUGUUCACUGAAAAUGUAUUUAUUUGUACCAUUGGGGCAUUUUUGUUUGUGAUAGAUGUGAUUCAAAUGCAGACACCUGAA
Messenger RNA from Toxotes jaculatrix (banded archerfish), 8202 nucleotides. RefSeq names its product microtubule-associated serine/threonine-protein kinase 1-like. The record is from RefSeq and is a predicted model, not a curated record. The transcript has 27 exons. Gene Ontology annotation, biological process: intracellular signal transduction; peptidyl-serine phosphorylation. Bases 1 to 5178 code for a protein of 1725 amino acids. NCBI's taxonomy places the organism in Eukaryota, Metazoa, Chordata, Actinopteri, Toxotidae. Gene Ontology annotation, molecular function: protein binding; protein serine/threonine kinase activity; ATP binding.